Molecule: messenger RNA, 1754 nt
Organism: Cuscuta europaea
Lineage: Eukaryota; Viridiplantae; Streptophyta; Magnoliopsida; Solanales; Convolvulaceae
Source: the annotation of a GenBank genome assembly
UGCUCUUUAAAAAAGAAAAAGAAGCGAACCUAGUACCUAGAACCUAGAACUUCGCCCUACACAAUAGGGAGUAUUAUUGUUUUUCUCACACCCAAUUCUCACUUGAAGGCCAGCGGAACAUCAUUGCCCGCAGCCACUUUAGGGAGAACGCCAUCCUAUUCUCCUGAGGUUUACUGGAGGUUGCGGUGAAUUAGUGCAUAGAUUCGAAGAUGGGCUUCUCUCGUGGUGUAAAAUGUCCCAUUGAGAUCAUGUAUAAGAGGUUAAAUGGCCACUUGCAAUUGGGACAGUAUUACUCCACCCUGACAAGCCGAGAAAAUUUAGCUAAUAAAAUUGGUGGAAUUACAAAGUUUUAUGCUUCAAGAUAUGCAAAUGGGAACCUUGAGCCUGGAUUUCCCUCUAGGAGGUACUCGACAGAGGUCUCUUCUUCAGACCAGAUGGGUUUGAUAAAGCUCCUUAGGGAACGAACUAGUGCACCCAUUAAAGAAGUCAAGGCUGCUCUUGUUGGCAGCAAUUGGGACAUUGAUGCGGCACAAAAAGAACUAAGGAAAAGAGGAAUGGUUUUGGCAUCAAAGAAGUCAUCUCGAACUGCUUCUGAAGGUUUGCUUGCUUUGGCACAGAAUGAAAGAAAGACUGCUCUAGUUGAACUUAACUGUGAAACAGAUUUUGUGGCAAGGAAUGAAAUUUUUCAGUACUUGGCUUUAUCUUUGGCAACAUCAGCACUGCUGGUUGAGGGUUCCCAACAGGCAUCCGGGGCACUUUCUUUUGGACCUGAAUAUCUUGAGGAUAUGAAGCUUAAUCUUGAUCACCCUAAAUUAAAUGGAGAGAGGACUGUUCAAAAUGCAAUAACUGAAAUCGCUGCAAUGAUGGGGGAAAAUGUGAAACUUAGAAGGGGCUUUGCAAUAGCCAAUCCCUCACAGGGCAUAAUGUCUACAUAUUUACAUACAAGCCCCCAACAAGGCGUUGGACGUAUUGCUGGGAUUUUAUCUCUUGAGGUUGAGGAUCCAAAUGCUCCCUUGGAUGCUGUUCAGCGCAUUGGAUCAGAACUAGCAAUGCAUGUAGUGGCAGCAAAGCCAUUGUUCUUGACUAGGGAAGAUGUUUCUUCAGAUGCACUAGCCAAUGAACGCGAGAUUCUCAAAUCCCAGGCAGAAAGUACAGGCAAACCUGCAAUGGCCAUUGAGAAAAUGGUUGAAGGUCGCCUGCGGAAAUACUAUGAAGAUGUAGUGUUGAUGGAGCAGAAAUUUGUUGUAAAUGACAAACUCGAUAUUAAGACAUUGUUGAGUAAUCUAGCCAAGGAAGUGGGGUCGCCCGUAAAGAUAGGGAACUUUCUAAGAGUGGAAGUCGGAGAAGGCCUUCAGAGUCUUGAAGAAUGUGAUGGUGCUGAACCUUCAGCUCAGGCAGCUUGAUUGGGGCAACAAUUUUCACGCUUUUUUCGAGGCUAAAGAAUGUUAUAUUACAGCGUGUUUCCAUUUGACGUUGAAACCCUAGUUCUGUUUUGUUUUUAUACUUUUUAUACAUAACUGAUUCUUCUGUGGUUAAUUUUAUUUCACUGAGGUGCCUGAAGACUGAAUUCGAAGGGCGAAUGCUUAGGUAUUUGAAGGGAAGCCUCCAUGAAUUUUGUUGUGAACAUCAAAGAACAAAUAAUGUAGGAGGUUCUCUAUGAAUAUUAAGUUUUGAAAUGCACCAGUUCCUGGCUUCCUGCAUUAGACAUAAAUAACUUGCUGCUAAUUUAUAUGCUACAUAAAAUUAUAAUUGUU